AUAAUAAUUGAUAAUAAUAUAAGAUAUAUAGAUAGAUUUGAAAGUGAUUCCAUAUUGGAUUUGUGGUUAUACGCGUCGUGUGUGAUUGUUCGACUCAUGACUCGCUUGUCGGAAGAGUUUGACUGUGAUCCCGAGACAAUUACCGAUCACUUUUCACAGGCAAUAAAAGUCAGGAACAAGAUUGGAAAUGGAUAGACCAUGUUGUCGAAUUGAUUGGCUCGUUUCUGAACAGAGAUCCAGUAUCCAGUGCAACGAAAUUGUUGAGUUGUUGUAUACCAAUUAUCCGAUUGGCCAGUUUCGGACAAAAACCAUCAAUCAAUCAUUCAAUCAUUCGAUUGUGUGAUAUGGAUUAGUGUGGGGAAAAAAUAAAAAGAAAGCAGUUCUCAAAAUAGACGAUUGUUUUGUUUUUGUUUUGUUUCGUGCUUGCUUGUUAUUGGUCACGUUCAUCUGCGAAAUUCCAAUUGGUCAUUUAUUGGUGAUGAAUAACCACCUGCCAGAAUGCAGCUUCCGGAUUGUAUUGUUCGACUGAGCGAUCUAUCACGUAACACGUAUCAGAUGUUGAUUGCAUAGUUGUGAGCAAAAUUAGCAUCCACUUAUCAGUGGUGAUUAGCAUAUGCUUGAUGAAUCGUUUCCUGACCAUCUGCUUCGUGAAAAAUGCACACCAAUCGUAAUAAAUGGCUUGGAGCCAUCCACUAAAAAUUUAAGUGGUUCACGCCAAAGACACACAACAACAACAACAACAAUCUGAUUAUCUGAUCUGAUGAGCUGACACAUCUGCGUGUGUGUGUGAAUCGUGCCUGUUUGUGCGUGAUGAAAACGAUUAUCAUUUUGAAUGGUCAGCCUUGCAUGCAUGUCUAUCUAUUCAUCUAUUCAUCUACCAUCUAUCGAGUGAGUCAUAUAAAAUGACCAGAAUCAAUCAUCAAUCUGGUCAUUAUUGAAAUAUUGAAAUGGAAAAAGUCAUGACAACUCAACUUGCUAGUUGUUGAUCCAAGUUGACUUGUCAAAUCGCAACUCAACCAUUCGAGUGGCAAUCAUGAAAGCUUAUAAAGUUGAGUGGUUGGCAGCUAAUAUGUCUUGUAUGUCAGUAGUAAUUUGUUCGCCGUGUCAUCGUGUCAGUCUGGUGGUUGAAUGGUGGUAAUAACCACAAUAUGAUUGUUAACUGGGUUAACAUUUGACUAACAUUAGCCGACGAAGGCGACGACCGAUCAUUGAAUCGGAAAACAGGAACCAGCGGUGGUACACCACCACCACCACCACCACUCAUUCCAAACAUGGCCAAUGUGUCAAAUGUCUUACAACCCCGAUUAUUGAAGAGGACACGUUGCACACGAAAGUGAGAGCGAUUUGAAUUUGAUGGUGAUUGGCACUCACAACAACAACGACAAGAGAGAGUCUAUGAGUUUCCAUUUCCAAAUGUGUACAUUUGGAACCUGUUUCUCUGACAACAUAAAAACGGUGGACGAUGAAUAGUCGAUAAAUAGAGAAGCAGAUAUCAAACACGGCCUUAUUCGCCAUUUGUCUGUCAACAAUUGCCGAUCUCAUUGACGAAUUGAUCGAUAGUCUUGUAGUCUUGAAUAUAGUCUUAGUUCAUUCGGUUGAUCGACAAGGAAAUGGCCAACAAUCGACUAUUGUGGACACUCAUCUGCUGUUCUGUGGCCACCAUUGUAUUGGCCAAUGAACAACCACCCGAGUCCAAGUACCAGGAGAUUAUCCAACUGUUCAACACUAAUAAUAACCGUAACGCAAAUGACCACACGUUGAAAGCUGAAGCCCAGACCUAUUCGGCCACGGUCGCCGAUCCAAACGGUGGUCAUCAUGGAUUCACGUCAUCAGGAUACUCACGGACAACAGAUCCUAGAUCUCGAUACUCGCCCUCAUCAUCAUCGUCAUCUGCAUCGAACGCUGAAGAGGAAGAAGCGAAAAAACUAGCAGAAGAAGAAGAGGAACGGAAACCCGAUCGCCUGGCUUUGUUGCUGGCCGAAUCCAAGUUUAGCUGUGAUGGCGUCAAGAAUGGCUACUAUGCCGAUGAGACUGUCGGAUGUCAGGUGUUUCACUAUUGUGUCGAAGGCGUCAAACACAGCUGGCAAUGUCCGGAAAACACCGUUUUCCAUCAGAUUCAUCUGAACUGCGUUCCCAACACUCAGGACAUUUGUCAGCAAUCUUCCAAAUACCACAUUGUCAAUGAAUACCUUCACAAGGAACUGGACGAACGUGGUCCCAACAACACUGUUCUCUAUCAUCAGCGAUUCUACCCUGAUGGAUUUGACUACUCUGGUGGUGAUCCUGUUGCCCAGAUCUUCCAAGCACAAGCUCAAGCUGCAUUGCAGAAAGCGCAUCAAGCCCGUCGGCAACCACCCAGCCACCCAAACCUAGAUGAAGAGGAUGAUGAUGAUGAACCAUCAGCAGCACCAGUACGAUCGCGAACACGAUCUCGAACUCAGUCUUACCUGAAUCAGGCAACCAAUAGAGCACCUGCCAAUAAACCACAAUCACUGUAUCGACAACCACCACCGCUCAAGCCGACAUCGCGACCAUCGUUGAGUGGUUAUACAUCAUCACCUGAUACAUCAUUCUCGCCGCCAACCUAUACCGAACAACCACAAGAUGAUUUCGGAAACACCGACUUUUCCGAUCAUCAUUCGUCGUCUGGAUUCGAUGGAUCGAGCUCGUUGUCAGCAUCGCCCAAUGCAUUCUCAAGUUCGACAUUCCAGUCUCCAAGCUCGUCGCAAAGUUUCCAGCCAUCUGGUUCGCCGUCCGCUGGCUAUACGUCGACCGGAUCUGCCAGCUCUUAUCAAUCGACUGGAGCGUCUUCAAAUUCAUUCUUGCCAUCCAACACGAAUCAAGGCACAUUCCGGUCAUCACCAUCACGAGGCAGUUCGUCGUCGGGCUAUCCUACUCGAUCGUUGGGAAUUCCUAUCGCCAGUUUCCGUGUGGCUCCAGCGUCCAACUUUGCUGGUUCAGAAGUGCCGAACGCACAGGCCAGUACCAUUCAACAGGUAAAGGUGUCUCCCAUGAUGAGUUUCACUUCAUUGAACAACAAUGGAGCCGACUUGAUGGACGAGAAUCGCGCCAUUCUCUACUACUAACACUUGGUUCGGUUCUUUUGAUAAUCUUGAUAUCUUGUUGUUGUACAUAUUCAAUUCAUUUGUUUGCAUGUUUGCACUUGAUUAUUGAUUACUUGUUCUUGAUUCUCCAUCAUUAAACCAUAUGCAUGCAUGCGGAAUGGAAUUUUAAAAGUUUUA
This is a messenger RNA of Dermatophagoides farinae (American house dust mite), 3242 nucleotides long. RefSeq lists its product as uncharacterized. Gene Ontology annotation, cellular component: extracellular region. Gene Ontology annotation, molecular function: chitin binding. NCBI's taxonomy places the organism in Eukaryota, Metazoa, Arthropoda, Arachnida, Sarcoptiformes, Pyroglyphidae. The record is from RefSeq and is a predicted model, not a curated record.